This is a messenger RNA of Hordeum vulgare subsp. vulgare (domesticated barley), 597 nucleotides long. RefSeq lists its product as uncharacterized. Bases 23 to 403 code for a protein of 126 amino acids. The transcript has 2 exons. NCBI's taxonomy places the organism in Eukaryota, Viridiplantae, Streptophyta, Magnoliopsida, Poales, Poaceae. The record is from RefSeq and is a predicted model, not a curated record.
UCGCGUAGGCACGCCUUUACAUAUGUGCAUACUCAUGUUCAAAAGACAACACCCUUCUUCCUCUCCCUCGUCCGAGCCCGGCUUCGUCGCGCCGCCCACGUCGGUGGGCUCCGGCGCCUCCACGAGCUGCACCCGAUGGUCCAGCAGCUCCGCAGGGUCCCUUUCUUCCUCUAAGCCGCAAGAUCGACACCAGGGAGCGCCCACGACGCCUCCCGUGCCGUUCCCCUUGUCGGGAUCCGCCACAGCCAUCACCGUCGUCCAGCCGCUCCGGUCCACCCCGCGCUUCCCCGAGCACACCACCGAGCUCCGUGAUGACAGAGCCCAGGAGAUGGCGGAUCUCGCGAACGACUACUACCCCGACAUAUCCUACUACUUCAUGGAGGCCGCUGGCAACGAGGAGUAGUUCGGAGGCUCCCAUGCAGGAGGCCUUGCCUCUUCGAUCCAUGUUAUGUUUGUGCUAGCCUUCUUAAGGCAAAACUUGUUGACUUAUGUAUCUACUCAGAUAUUAUUUGCUUCCGCUGACUUGUGUGUUUUCGAGCUUAUGUAUUCGAGCACUCGUAGCCUCUGGCCUAUAAUAUGAAGCUUGUAUGACUUUAA